AAAUCGCACAUACCGGAAGUGACGUCUUCAGCGCUCCUAUACGCCCGUACCGUUAUUCAGGUCCAGGCGCAGGUUUAUAAGCGGUAUUUACCCAAAUAAAGGAGAGAAUUUCUCCCGGUUUCUGUGAAUAAAUCCUGCAGAGGAAUCAGAAUAUUCUGUGAUCUGAGCUGAAAGUGAAACAUUAAGGAUGCAGGCUGCAGUCAGGAGGGGAUGAGUGGCCUUUCCUCACCAAAAACACUUUCAUUUCCACAAAAACACACAGAAAUUUACAACAAAAACACAAAACAUGUCCGGAAAACACUUUAAUGUGCAUGAAGUCGGCUGCUGCAUUAAAUACUUCAUCUUCGGGUUUAAUAUCAUAUUCUGGCUGCUGGGCGUGGCCUUCCUGUCUGUCGCUUUAUGGGCCUGGAGCGAGAAGGGCGUUCUGUCCAACAUCUCGUCCAUCACAGAUCUGGGUGGUUUUGACCCCGUGUGGUUGUUCCUGGUCGUGGGGACGGUGAUGUUUGUGCUCGGGUUUGCCGGCUGCAUCGGAGCUCUGAGAGAAAACUCCUUCCUGCUCAAGUUUUUUUCCGUGUUUUUGGGAAUCAUCUUCUUCCUGGAGCUGACCGCCGGAGUCCUCGCCUUCGUCUUCAAGGACUGGAUCAAAGAUCAGCUCAAGUUCUUCAUCAACAACAACAUCCGAGCGUACCGAGACGACAUCGACCUGCAGAACCUCAUCGACUUCACGCAGGAAUACUGGGAGUGCUGUGGCGCGUUCGGACCUGAGGACUGGAACCUGAACAUCUACUUUAACUGCACCGACACCAACCUGAGCCGAGAGAGAUGCGGAGUUCCCUUCUCCUGCUGCACUAAAGACCCUGCUGAGGAUGUAAUAAACACUCAGUGUGGUUACGACAUCCGAGCUAAAAUCGACACGGAGCAGAAGACGUUCAUCUACACUAAAGGCUGUGUGCCACAGUUUGAAAAAUGGCUGCAGGAGAAUCUCACAGUGGUGGCAGGAAUCUUCAUAGGAAUCGCACUGCUGCAGAUUUUCGGGAUUUGUUUGGCUCAGAACCUGCUGAGUGACAUCGAGGCUGUGAGAGAGAGCUGUUUGUUCACUUGACCCGUUGAAGCCGGCAUCGUCUCAGCGUCCUGUCGAGGGAAGAGGACUUUUUCAGUUUCAUUUUUAUUUCUAAAACACUUUAAAUUACUGUCCACGUGUCACUUUCUGAACUGUAACGUCGAUCCGUGCGCAAGCGUCUUUACUUCCUCUAAUGCAGACGUGACUGUAGUUCCUGCACUGACCACAAGGUGUAGCGGUAGAGUCGCUGUAGCGUUACGCCGCCUGUUGUACAAGUUAAGAAUUAUUUCUGUUUAAAAAUAAAUAAGUUUGGGGUAAAAUUGAAAAUUUACUGAUAAAUCUGUAUUUCAUUCCUUAAAUUUAAACCUUGCUAACAGCUAGCGGAAGCUUAUGAAGACCAGCUAGCAUCAUGCUAACGGCACAAAUUACCUCAUACACUCAGUUCCCCUGACAGAUUUAUAAAAACAGCUGUAAUCUAGUCAGUAUUUAACUUAUCACGAAUUAGCGAACUUCAGUCUCAAGUUUCAGCAUUGUAAUGGUCAGAAGAUUACACUAGCUGUUAGUGACGUUAGCGACGUUAGCUUAGUUCCAUUUGGACCUAUAUCUGAGGUAAAUACAAAAAAAAAACCUAGCAUAACUAAUUUAGCGAGUUAACUGUAAUUCUUUUUGUCUCUGUAAUAUAAACCUUUGCUUUUCAUGCUAGGAAGCUAGAAAGACGUAGAUUGCGUUGAUAUGAGAAAUGUAUAUAAAUGGGUCGAUUUCAAAGCACUGCUUUUUUAUUUUUUGUUUUUUUGUGCGUUUUAUUGCUUAUUAAGUGGCAGGAAAUAAGAAGCACUGCAUGUGUACUGGAAUAAUAAUAUUAGCGUGAAGGCACCUAGUAUUGACAGUUAACACUUUAAGAUAAUUAGAAUUAUGAAAAUAUUUAAAUAUUUACGUCUCAUUUGUGUUUCCGUUGUGUUUAAGAAAUCACGUUCAUCGGAUUUCGUCAUCAAUUCAGAUCUCUAAAUUUAACUGCAGCCUUUUUUUAACUUUUGAUACGACUAGCGAUAGAUAGAUAGAUAGAUACGCUAAUUAUGCUAAAGUGUUAAGCUGAAUAGCAGAAACAAAGUUAGUUACCUAUAAGAGCUAUUAAAUUCUUUUUACUCAGAACUGAGAGGCCAUUUUUAUGUAAAAUUACAAGUGAUUCAUAAUUAAUUAGCGAACAUUUUUUUAACUUAAUAUGUUAAGCAUGUUAUUUGGUGCAGUAGCAUUAGCAUUAGAAAAAACAUAGGUGCAAAAUCUUGACAAACUGAAUAUUUUUGUAAAUAAAAAGUGUCAAUAGUAGGUGCCUUGUUGUACUAGUUCUUUAGGUAUGUCAAUAUGAAUUUAAUAUUAUAGCUAUUAGUUUAGCUAAACGUUCAGAAUGUUUUUCAUGCUAGCUGUGUGAGUGAGUGAGUAUGUUGCACUUACUGGAUUUUCUGGGCUAUAAGAUGCGUUGUCGUUGUUGUUCUUGUUGUUGUUGUGGAAUUUUUGGGGGUAAAUUAGACAGUUAAGUGAUGUACACAUUAUUAUAAAUAAAAUAAGAUGUUAAAACACAUUAGCGUGAACAUAACGUGUCUGUUUUUUAAGGUUAUGUUAAGGUUAAAUUGCACUACCGUUAGCUUGGUGCUAAUUGAAAAUUCUUUACCUGCGCUAGCGGAUAUUAACACUACGAUAAAGUGAAAAACACGUUAAUUAUGACAAUGACAGAAGGAUUAUGAACUGGUGGCAAAACCCCCACACCAGCAGGUGGCGCUGAAGAGUCGUGUUAGGAUUUAGUGUGGUGUCCUGUUUACUCUGUUUACUCUGGAGCAACUUAUAGUCCAGAACAUACAGUAAAUUAGUUUAUCUAAUUAGCAUAUCUAAGUAGAGUUGAGAGAAAGAGAGAGAAAGAGGGAGAGAGGGACGUAUAGUUUUGCUUUUGAUGCACAUAAGGAACACUAACGUAAAUAAAUGAAAGUAUUAAUGUUGUGUUUUUUAUAUGAAUGAUGUAAAUCUGACUCCAACAUGUGUGUUCGACUUCUAAACAGGGUUUUUUCUCUUAGACAGUCCUCACUGCUUGUGUGUGUUGUUGUGGUUGAUGUGAUUUGUUUAAGUCUUUUUACAGUAUUGUAUUUGAGCACAUAAGCUAUUCUCCAUCCUGAGACGGGGUGAGCGGUGUGAACAAUAAAGUUUGAUAUGUUUUGGUAAAA
Messenger RNA from Pangasianodon hypophthalmus (striped catfish), 3270 nucleotides. RefSeq names its product tetraspanin 5b (gene tspan5b). The transcript has 9 exons. Lineage: Eukaryota; Metazoa; Chordata; Actinopteri; Siluriformes; Pangasiidae. The record is from RefSeq and is a predicted model, not a curated record. Gene Ontology annotation, biological process: protein localization to plasma membrane; regulation of vascular endothelial growth factor signaling pathway; protein maturation. Gene Ontology annotation, cellular component: membrane. The coding region runs from base 287 to 1102 and encodes 271 amino acids.